This is a messenger RNA of Pimephales promelas (fathead minnow), 1721 nucleotides long. RefSeq names its product PC-esterase domain-containing protein 1A-like. The record is from RefSeq and is a predicted model, not a curated record. Lineage: Eukaryota; Metazoa; Chordata; Actinopteri; Cypriniformes; Leuciscidae.
UGACAGUUGACACUCAAUUUAUCCUCGCUUAUCUUUUACGAAGUAUUUGGUUUAACAGGCAGGUAACGGCACGAUGAGGCCCGUGGCUCAACUGCUUCACAACAAGUUUGUUGUGGUGUUAGGAGACUCGAUUCAGCGCUCUGUCUACAAGGAUUUGGUCCUAAUCCUACAGAGAGACGCAUAUUUAAGUUUGUCCCAGUUAAAAAGCAAGGGUGAGUUUUCGUUCGAACAGGAUUGCCUAGUGGAAGGUGGCCGGUUGGGCCAGAUGAAUAACGGCAUUUUGUAUAGUGAAGUGAGACAGUAUCGCACAGAUCACCACUUGAUCCGCUUCUAUUUUGUUACUCGAGUUUUCUCAAGAUAUAUGGAGAGCAUCCUAGCUGACUUUGAACAGGGCAUAAAACCAGACCUGGUUAUCAUCAACUCUUGUGUAUGGGACAUAUCCAGGUACAGCCGUGAAUGGGCCUCAGAGUACAAAGAAAACCUCAACAAGUUCUUCAUGAAGCUAAAGACCCUUUUACCAGAAGAGACCCUGGUUGUGUGGAACAUGACUAUGCCCCUGGGAAAGAAGAUUUUGGGAGGUUUCCUGGUCCCAGAGAUUGAACAUAUGGGUCCUUCAUUAAGAUUUGAUGUGAUUGAAGCCAAUUACUUUGGAGCCACUCUUGCCAACAGCUUCGGCUUUGAUGUGCUAGACUUGCACUUCCAGUUUCGCUUCAGCCUGCAACACCGGAUGAAAGACGAUGUACACUGGAAUGCCGUCGCCCACAGAAAGAUCACUUGCCUGCUCCUGGAGCAUGUUGCACAGGCGUGGGGUGUGGAACUGCCAAAACUGGACCAGAUUAAUGCAGAUAAUCGCCCACCAUUACCUGAGAACCAUAGCUGGCAAACAGCUACUUCAAGUGCUCCUGCUCGCCAUCCAGGUCUGUAUAGGAACCAGAGGUGCUUUAAUCCACCUGUGAUGCCCGCCAUCUGCUACAACAAUGGUCCGUAUAGGGUCCAGAGGGGCUUUAAUCCACCUGUGAUGCCCGCCAUCCAAUACGACAAUGAUCCGUAUAGGAUCCAGAGGGGCUUUAAUCCACCUGUGAUGCCUCCCAUCCACUACAACAAUGGUCCAGUCUGGACGCAGGGUCAAAGGGUGGUCAGUGGCUUCAGAUCACAGUACUGCCAUGGUAAUCUGCCACCCCACAUGACUGCAGGUUACCAGAGCUUUGAAAGAGAAACCUUUUGCAGAGGUGCUAACAAUUCAGCUGCUUCCCCGUACUGGCCAGUGAACAACUUAGUCAUGAGGCAGAAACAUCGAAAUCCAUUUACUCGAGAGAGACCACAUCCUUACAGAUAUUAAAUCAUCGAGAAGACAUCUCAUUGUGUAUGGCCACAAUACACAACACUGUAGCAAAAUCUUUUCCUUAAAAAAAACUCUCAAUUUGUUAUACUUUUGCCUUUGUAGAUUUUUAAUAAACUUCACAUAUUCUUGUUUGGUCAAUAGAUAAAAAAUCUGCAAUAAGAAUACUUGCAGAGUACAGUAUAUGCUGACCUCAAAAAUAACCAAAGAAUGUUUAUAAAUUCAGAGAUUGUUUGUCCCAGCCAUUUGCUUAUCCAUGCCUAUAAUCUAUAUAAAAAAACAUUUAUUUUGAUGCAUUUUGAUUUGUUUUAUCACUCUGAAGCUAAUGGGAAAUGAAACUGGAAAUGCUUUAUUGACUUUAAUAACAUUAAGAAAUGCUGUA